Tetranychus urticae (two-spotted spider mite) is the source of this 1357-nucleotide messenger RNA. RefSeq lists its product as uncharacterized. The record is from RefSeq and is a predicted model, not a curated record. Gene Ontology annotation, molecular function: protein binding. Gene Ontology annotation, cellular component: SCF ubiquitin ligase complex. Lineage: Eukaryota; Metazoa; Arthropoda; Arachnida; Trombidiformes; Tetranychidae.
AAACUGCGUAUGUUUAUUUUUGUUUAUGUCAAAGUCUAAAUUAAUAAGGAAUUAUUUGACGAUCGUUUACUUGAUUACCUAUUCUUAUUGUCUUUAAUGUUAAUUUAAUCAAGUUUAAAUUCCUAAAGCUUGCUCUCUAACUGACGAUCUCCAUUAUUAUGUAUUAAUAUGGAUGUGAAAAAUUUUUUUACUUGUACCCUGAACGAGUUGCUUAACCAGGAAGGUUUCAAGAAAGUGUCUAUUGAAAUUUACCCUAACCGGUUUAGAGCUGUAUACAAUUACAUUCAUCAUGAUCGAGUUGGAAAUGAACUGUCAACAUCAGUGGUUGAAUUGAUUGGUGCACCUGUUGGCUCCCUGUUAUGCUGUUCAGGUCACAUACUUAAAUCAUAUUAUGAUACACCAGACGAAUCAGUUCGAACCAAGCUACGACUCGAAGGAAAUUUGACAGAAAUUGUUAAUCAAUUCAAAUACCAGUUCAUUUACCGGAUAAAAAAUGCCCUCUCCAUUAGGAUCACCGAAUUGCCAAGUGAAAUACUGUACCAUUUGAUUGAAUAUCUAAACGUACAAGAUAUCAUGAAUCUAUUAAGAGUAAAUCAAACUUGGCAACGUCUUUUAGAUGACGAUUACAUUUGGCGAAAAAUGUAUCUCUCAACAUAUGGAGAGAAUCCCGAUGUCGAAGAAUACCGAAGUGAUGGAACAGCUAUCUGCAAUUGGAGAAAUUUAGUCAUCCGAGAGUUUAUCAAGCGAAAGAGAAUGGAAGCAGAGCUCAGAUUCUCGCAAGACUUAUCAAGACGAAGCUUACCAGCAUCACCAAGACUCCUUGCUUUACCGCCAGCAUUUUGAUAUGUCUCCUUAUGUUGGAUCAUUUCCACUUAUUCGUCUUACCAUCUCAGUGGACUAUAUUUCAUAUCAAGUCGUCUGGAUAUGUUGGUCUCUAAUUGGUAAAUCAAUUGAACCGCUUUAGUAACUGUAGGUUAGCUUGGCGGCUCACUUGAUUAACGUUGGAUGGGGCUUUACGAAACCAAUCAAGUUUCAUUUUGAUAUCUAUUUUUUUCUAUUGAAUUUGUUUCGUGAUUUUGCAUCAUUAGCCCCAUUCAAGUUUCGCUGUUUAAACAAUAUUCACUUAAGUUUGCUAAAUUAGCCCCUGUUUAUGUCAAUGAUAAUCAAAUUAUUAUUUUUUGUUUUAGAGUAACUGUAUUCGAAUCAUCAAAACUAAUCAUGUAUUUCUGUUUUCUGUUAAGUUUUCAUCGAGCCAGUGUUUGAAUGCGUUAAAUGCACAUCAAUAUGACUCAUUUAUCAAAUUGUAAUUUGUUGUGUUUGUAAUCAUUUUGACUCAAAUAGAAGUAAUUAUUGUUCA